Enhydra lutris kenyoni (northern sea otter) is the source of this 882-nucleotide messenger RNA. Its product is annotated as GSG1 like 2. Gene Ontology annotation, cellular component: plasma membrane. Lineage: Eukaryota; Metazoa; Chordata; Mammalia; Carnivora; Mustelidae. The coding region runs from base 1 to 882 and encodes 293 amino acids. The transcript has 5 exons. The record is from RefSeq and is a predicted model, not a curated record.
AUGGUCGGGGCCAGACAGCAGCAGGUGCUGACCCUCCUCCCCACCUGCCUUGCCCUGGCCUUCUCCCUCAUUGCCGUGGGCAGCAGCUAUUGGUGCGAGGGGACCCGGAAAGUGGCAAAGCCUCUGUGCCUGGACCAGCCGGGCGGGCCACACUGCAGUCACUUCAGCGGGGGCCACGACAGCGAUGGCAGGAGGAACACCGGGAGCCAGGUUGUCCAGUACAUUUGGGAGACGGGGGACGACAAGUUCAUCCAAUGCAGGUUCCACGUGGGGCUCUGGCAGUCCUGCGAGGAGAACCUUGGCAGCACAGGUGAAAAGUGUAGGAGUUUCCUGAGUAUAAUACCAGCUGAAGAACAAGGUGUUCUGUGGUUGUCCAUUGGGGCCGAGAUCCUGAAUAUCCUUCUGUUGUUCACAAGUGCCAUCCUCCUGGGGUCCAGAGUGAGUUAUCAUAGCUCUGGGUUCCACCGGCUCAAGGUGGACGCAUCUGUGGCCAUUCUCACGGUGCUGGCAGGGCUCCUCAGUAUGGUGGCCCACAUUAUGUACACAACCAUUUUUCAAAUCACGGUGAACCUCGGACCAGACGAUUGGAAGCCUCAGACGUGGGACUACAGCUGGUCCUACUGCCUCACGUGGGGUUCCUUUGCCCUCUGCAUGGCUGUGUCGGUCAUGGCCAUGAACAGAUACACAGCAGCCCGCCUGGAGUUCAUAGAGAAGCAGAGGGUACAGAAGGACAGUCGGCACUCUCAACACAACUUCCCGGAACCCAAGGCUUCGGAAAGUGUUCGGGAAACAGAAGCUGCUCCCAGCCCUGCUGGGCGUGCCCUUGUGAGUGACUCUGCGCACCUGCUGCCCAGUGCCCCAGGCAAAGUGUCCAUGUGCUAG